AUGCCCCAAAGUCGCUGUUACUCCCUCAGAACUACCUACAAAGCACCACCCCUGUCUGCAAUCAACCAUGAAUCUCAUCCUACCAGCUUUGAAGAAGUAUUUAUUUUACCCAGCAGCUACCAUGGCAGAACCUGGCUCCUGGAUAACUUUCAAGAAACCUGCAGUGAACCUUCCAAGUGGAAAGAGCCCAGCCAUGAACAGGAACUGCACAAGGAGGAGAAAGGUGGACAAGCUCCCUGCCUUCCCAGAGGUGUCCAAACAACUUGUUUUAAUUCCAGGUGCUGGGAAAUGACAACAUGCCAAUCAGAAAGUUCCGAGGCAAUGUCAGGGUGUGUGUCUCAGUCUUGCCAGCCAAGAAGUACCCAGCGAUUGGGCUACAUGGCUCAGAGAAGCCAACCUGGGGGUUGGACGGCCAAUUGCUGUCCACAUAAUAUGUGCAUAGUUAAUAGUCACCAAAGUCGGCAAUGUGAAUCUAGCCAGUGCCAAUGUCAGAGUUCUGCACACAGUUUCUGUAGUUGUGCUUUGUCAGGAAAACCAAUCCUGAAAUCUUCUAACUCCUAUGAGGCAACGUGCUGCAUUACUGGUGGUUUGGAAUUGCCUACGAAGUAA
Suncus etruscus (white-toothed pygmy shrew) is the source of this 609-nucleotide messenger RNA. RefSeq names its product keratin-associated protein 27-1. Gene Ontology annotation, molecular function: structural molecule activity. Gene Ontology annotation, cellular component: keratin filament. The transcript has a single exon. The record is from RefSeq and is a predicted model, not a curated record. The coding region runs from base 1 to 609 and encodes 202 amino acids. NCBI's taxonomy places the organism in Eukaryota, Metazoa, Chordata, Mammalia, Eulipotyphla, Soricidae.